AUGCGAGAAAGUGCCAGCGGCAGCGCGGCAUCUGCCGUGGCCGAGAACGGUGUUGCUCCGCUGAGUGAUGAACGGACUCCCUUGCUCAAGUCAAAUGGCCAAGGUCAGAACCCAGAUGCCGAGCCAACAAGUGAAGCUCAAGGGGAUGCCCCGAAUCAGGGUCUUCCAGCAGGCCAAGAAGAGGAGACGACCGUUGUUGCUGAGGAGGUACCGACUGGCAAGCUCAUCCUCAUCUUCGGCACUGCCUGGAUAGGCGUCUUCCUGGGUGCCGUCGAUUCCACUAUCAUCGCAACUCUUUCAGGGCCCAUCUCAAGCGAGUUCCAAUCUCUGAGUCUGCUGUCAUGGCUUGCGACAGCUUAUCUCAUCUCCAAUGCCGCGUGCCAGCCCAUCUCAGGCCGGUUGACGGAUAUCUUCGGGCGAGGGCCGGGUCUCGUUUUCAGCAACCUCUUUUUCGCGGCUGGCAACCUCAUCUGUGGUCUUGCGCAUAGUCAAACCACUAUGAUUAUCGGGCGUGUUGUUGCGGGUAUUGGCGGUGGUGGUUUGAUGAGCAUCUCGACGUUCUUGGGCUCAGAUUUGGUUCCUCUGCGCAGGAGAGGUAUUGUUCAAGGCCUUGGUAACAUUUGUUAUGGCUCUGGAGCAAUGCUUGGUGGUGUCUUUGGUGGUUUGAUCAACGACCACACCUCCCAAGGUUGGAGACUUGCAUUCUUGAUCCAGGUACCGCCGGUGCUCGUCUCUGCUGUGGCCGUCCAUUUCCUGGUCAGGGUCCCUCCCAAGCAGUCGGACAAGUCAUUCCUCGCCCGUAUAGACUUUGUAGGGGCGUUCCUGACAUGCUCGUUCCUGGUGUUGCUACUCUUGGGACUUAACUCGGGCGGUAACAUUGUCCCGUGGACGCACCCUCUUCCCUUGACCACAAUUCCUCUGGCUGUCAUCACAUUCGGGUUAUUCUUAUUCUGGGAGAGCAAGGCCCGCCAGCCAAUCAUUCCUGUGAAGCUUCUCCUCGAUCGAACUGUCUUGAAUGCCUGUCUUUGCAAUUUGGCCUGCACCAUGGCGGUCAUGGGGGCCCUCUUCUAUGUUCCACUUUACCUGCAGGUUCUUGGUAGCAGCGCCACGCAGUCGGGUGUCCAGAUCUUGCCAUCCCCGAUCGGUAUCUCGAUCGGCUCUCUCUUCUCUGGCUUCGUCAUGAAGAAGACUGGAAAGUACACCAGGCUUGGAGUAGCAGGUUUACUCGUCCUCAUCGCAGGUGUAGUAGUUCUGACCGUCCAGAAUCAGUAUAGCCCCAAGUGGCUGAUGGGUGUUUCGUUCUUCUUGAUCGGUUCCGGGUAUGGCGCGACACUUACGACGACGUUACUGGCAUGUAUCGCUGCGGUAGAUCACUCUCAACAAGCUGUUAUCACAUCUGCAACCUACCUAGCACGCAGUCUCGGUAGCACUGUUGGAAUCACUAUUGGUUCGGCUGUCUACCAAAACAUCCUCAAGGCACGGCUUUGGGAGAGGUUCGGCGACCAGCCGGGCGCUGCAGAUGAGAUUCACCGCAUCCGAGAUGAUCUCGAUGAGAUUAACCAUCUCCCCGAGGGAUGCACACAUUGCACUCGACUAUUGAGAGACGGUGAUUUUCACGACAAGGAUGAGAAAAUUAUAAGAUCUUGA
Messenger RNA from Fusarium pseudograminearum CS3096, 1647 nucleotides. RefSeq lists its product as uncharacterized. The record is from RefSeq and is a predicted model, not a curated record. Lineage: Eukaryota; Fungi; Ascomycota; Sordariomycetes; Hypocreales; Nectriaceae. The transcript has 4 exons. Bases 1 to 1647 code for a protein of 548 amino acids. Gene Ontology annotation, molecular function: basic amino acid transmembrane transporter activity. Gene Ontology annotation, biological process: transmembrane transport; basic amino acid transport. Gene Ontology annotation, cellular component: fungal-type vacuole membrane.